AUGGCUACUUUCAAUAUCAUCGUCCUUCUCUCGUUCCUCUCAUCCAUCGUCUCCGCCCAUUUCUCUAUCGAGUAUCCACCACCGAGAGGUGAUUCCUUUCUUCCACCAGCUUCUCAGUGGGAGUAUCCAUGCGCAAACAUCAACACUACUGAGAACCGUACUCUCUACCCUACUACUUCCUUCCCCAUCAAUCUUGACUUGCAUCAUCCAUGGACAUAUGUAUUCAUCAACCUUGGCCUCGGUAUCAACGGUUCCUCUAACCUAAAUAUCUCCCUCACACCCUCCCCCUUGAACACCACUGGAUCCGGCUACCUCUGUCUCUCCGACUUCGAUUUGCCCUCCGGCGUCACCCUUGAAGAUGGCAUGAACGCCACAAUUCAAGUUGUUACCGUUGGCGAAAGCGGAAGUGCACUCUACAACUGCGCAGAUAUCACCUUCUCCAGCAACGUCACUGCACUCAAAGCUUCAGAUAACUCAACUCAAUGUCCUACCACCCCUGGUAUCACAGUCACCACACUGACCGAUGCUUCAAACACCACUUCCGACUCCAGUUCCACAAACACCACAUCUAGUACUUCUGCCACUGGUACUUCAAUCGGAUCGAAAAGUGCCGGUGGUUCUUUGAGUGCAGUUGUUGUAUUCCUAGGUGCUUUUGGUAUUGCUGGACUUUUAGUCAUUUAAUUUCACGGGAAAGAAUGACGAUCACGAUAUCGAAGGAGUAGAAAAGUAUGGACCGUCGACACAUUUGAGUACAGGAAUCUGGACUUAGUCUAAUAGAAAC
Molecule: messenger RNA, 781 nt
Organism: Botrytis fragariae
Lineage: Eukaryota; Fungi; Ascomycota; Leotiomycetes; Helotiales; Sclerotiniaceae
Product: putative expression library immunization antigen 1 protein
Exons: 4
Coding region: 1-681 (226 amino acids)
Source: RefSeq, a predicted model, not a curated record